Mus caroli (Ryukyu mouse) is the source of this 1518-nucleotide messenger RNA. RefSeq names its product achaete-scute family bHLH transcription factor 1 (gene Ascl1). NCBI's taxonomy places the organism in Eukaryota, Metazoa, Chordata, Mammalia, Rodentia, Muridae. The record is from RefSeq and is a predicted model, not a curated record. Gene Ontology annotation, cellular component: RNA polymerase II transcription regulator complex. Gene Ontology annotation, biological process: neuron differentiation; sensory organ development; positive regulation of transcription by RNA polymerase II. Gene Ontology annotation, molecular function: RNA polymerase II transcription regulatory region sequence-specific DNA binding; DNA-binding transcription factor activity, RNA polymerase II-specific; protein dimerization activity.
ACUUCUGGCCAGGGAACGUGGAAGGCGUACGGGCUGGGAGCCGGUUAGGGAGGGCGAAUUGGGGGGGACGAGAGAGCAAUUAGAAAGAAAGGGGGUUCAACCAAAUAAUCCCAGAAGCAGGCUCAAGCCCAGGCUGGAGCAAGGGAGAGCGGGCGCAAGAGAGCACAGCCCGGGAGCAGCUCGACCUGGCAGAGUGCGCUCCGCGCUGACUUUUGCGGCUGCUUUCCUUUUCCCUUUCCUCUUUUAAAACCGAGAAGGCGCCGGCGGCGGCCGCACACGCGAGCGCCACGCGAGGCUCCCGAAGCCAACCGCGGCGGGAGGAGGGGAGGGAGGAGGCGGCGCAGAGGGAAGACGAUCGCCCAGGCACCUUCCUCCGCUGCAGCCUGACAACUCUGCCUCCUUCUGCGCGUUUCUUCCCCUUUAACUUUCCCCCGGGGCUCGUUUCUCCCCUCUCCUUUUUCUUCGCCCCUCUUUGAUCCUUGCUUCUCAGCCCGGCUUCCUUCAAGCGCUCUGCGCACCCUGCGUCCCCAACUCCUUCUCCCCCGCGACAGUUUGGCCCGGCAUGGAGAGCUCUGGCAAGAUGGAGAGCGGAGCCGGCCAGCAGCCGCAGCCCCCGCAGCCCUUCCUGCCUCCCGCAGCCUGUUUCUUUGCGACCGCGGCGGCAGCGGCAGCGGCAGCGGCCGCGGCAGCUCAGAGCGCGCAGCAGCAACAGCCGCAGGCGCCGCCGCAGCAGGCGCCGCAGCUGAGCCCGGUGGCCGACAGCCAGCCCUCAGGGGGCGGUCACAAGUCAGCGGCCAAGCAGGUCAAGCGCCAGCGCUCGUCCUCUCCGGAACUGAUGCGCUGCAAACGCCGGCUCAACUUCAGCGGCUUCGGCUACAGCCUGCCACAGCAGCAGCCGGCCGCCGUGGCGCGCCGCAACGAGCGCGAGCGCAACCGGGUCAAGUUGGUCAACCUGGGCUUUGCCACCCUCCGGGAGCAUGUCCCCAACGGCGCGGCCAACAAGAAGAUGAGCAAGGUGGAGACGCUGCGCUCGGCGGUCGAGUACAUUCGCGCUCUGCAGCAGCUGCUGGACGAGCACGACGCGGUGAGCGCUGCCUUUCAGGCGGGCGUCCUGUCGCCCACAAUCUCCCCCAACUACUCCAAUGACUUGAACUCUAUGGCGGGUUCUCCGGUCUCGUCCUACUCCUCCGACGAGGGAUCCUACGACCCUCUUAGCCCAGAGGAACAAGAGCUGCUGGACUUUACCAACUGGUUCUGAGGACCUGCCAGGCCCUACUGGGAAUGGACUUUGGAAGCAGGGUGGCAGCAGAUCCUGCAUCUUUAGUGUUUCUCGCCAAUGAUGUCAAAUGGGGAGGCAGAAAAACAAGGGGAAAAAAAGAAGAAGAAAUGCAACAAACAAACCAGACAGUCAACCUCCAGGGGCACCUUGACUAAGAUGCAAUGUUCUCAGCCAACAGGGGUGGGCUCCAACAGCAUCUCUGAAUUCCCAUCAUUUCCAGACAUGAGAAGAGUGACUGG